AGAUUCAGAAAGGUAAAGGCAUUAAGUAGCUCCUUCUAGUUGUGGUUGUAGAAAUACGGUUGGUAGUGAAAGAUGUCAAUUGUUCCUAGGGACGGUUCCAAUUCCUCUCACGAGUUUUGGGAUCUGAAUGGCUUGGCUAUGUCUAUGUGGGAUCCAUUCGCGGAUUUCCCUUUCCCUCCUUCCAUUUCUGCCUUGGGAUUCGGGUCAUCGAUGAACACACGUGUGGAUUGGAGGGAGACACCGAGAGCGCACGUGUGGCAGGUGGUGCUUCCGAGGUUCAGCAAUGAGGAGGUGCUGCUGGAGCUCCAGGACGAGAGGAUGCUUCAAGUGAGCGUGGAGAGCGGAAACUUCCUCACCCGGUUUAAGAUUCCCGACAACGCUAACCUCGAACAACUCAAAGCCGACAUCAAUCACGGGGCUCUUCUUGUCACUGUUCCCAAGUUUCCCCAACAACCUCCCACUACGAAUGUCAGGCUCAUUCCUAUUGACGCCACCGACUGAACCGGUCUCAAUUCUCAAACUCUGUCCCCCUUUAAUCCAUCGCAUUUCUUCUCUUACUCCUUAAUCUUACUUCGUGUGUAUGCAUGUAUGUGAUUGUGAUAUAUCCUGUUCUGUUCUGUUGAGUUAAACCAAUGUAUAUUAUUAUGUAUGCUAAAAUUCUAAUUUGAUUAAUUAUAAUAUUUUAAAGUUUUAAUUUA
Messenger RNA from Cajanus cajan (pigeon pea), 698 nucleotides. RefSeq names its product 17.5 kDa class I heat shock protein. The record is from RefSeq and is a predicted model, not a curated record. NCBI's taxonomy places the organism in Eukaryota, Viridiplantae, Streptophyta, Magnoliopsida, Fabales, Fabaceae.